AUGGGGAUCAUUUCCACGGCCAUCGCCCUCGGGUAUCUGUUGGCACCGGUCCUGGGAGGGGUUAUUUAUACCCGCAUUGGGUAUUAUGCCACAUUCGGAAUCACGUUCGGAGUCUUGGCCCCUGAUUUCUUGCUGCGGCUGGUCGUCAUUGAGAAGACGGUGGAGGCACAUCCUCCUCCCACGGCGGUGCCCCUCGAGGGCCCAAACGGGGUCCUCUGGAAACUUCUACGGACGCCACUUGCGUACGCCAUCGUCUGCGCCGUAUUUCUUAACACGACGUCCUUGACAAUACUCGACAAUACUUUGGCCAUCUUCGUGCAAGAAGUCUUUCAUUGGGAUGCAUUGGGGGCGGGCUUAGCUUUUUUCCCGCCACUGGCACCUGGUCUUCUGGGAGGAUAUUUUAUCGGGUGGGCCGUGGAUAGAUACGGCACUCGCUGGCCAGCGGUGGUAGGUUUCGUGAUCUGUGUGCCCAGUUGGAUUCUCCUUCGGGUGGUGACACACGACACCAUGGGCCAGAAGGUACUCUUCGCUGUGCUGCUCUUUGGCGUCGGGACAGGAUCCGAGAUAGUUACCGUCUCGACCAUGACGGAGUGCCGGUCCUUGUGUCCCACUUCCCUAGCCAUGGGCUUCGCCGUCUUUAACAUUCCUCUGGCGGCGAGCAUCAUAUUCAGCGUUGUAUCGAGCACCCUUCAACAAUCCGGAGGUUGGUCGUUAACGACGUUGAUUCCUGGAUUAUUCAGCGCCGCUGGUAUAUUAUGUGCCGUUUGGUUUCGAGUACGGGGCUCAAAAGCCUCCCCGGAGGAUGGCGGUGACGUGUAA
This is a messenger RNA of Cladophialophora immunda, 819 nucleotides long. RefSeq lists its product as uncharacterized. The record is from RefSeq and is a predicted model, not a curated record. Gene Ontology annotation, molecular function: transmembrane transporter activity. NCBI's taxonomy places the organism in Eukaryota, Fungi, Ascomycota, Eurotiomycetes, Chaetothyriales, Herpotrichiellaceae. Gene Ontology annotation, biological process: transmembrane transport. The transcript is spliced from 2 exons. The coding region runs from base 1 to 819 and encodes 272 amino acids.